Messenger RNA from Diceros bicornis minor, 2708 nucleotides. It is a transcript of the gene LRP10, whose product is annotated as LDL receptor related protein 10. The record is from RefSeq and is a predicted model, not a curated record. NCBI's taxonomy places the organism in Eukaryota, Metazoa, Chordata, Mammalia, Perissodactyla, Rhinocerotidae. The transcript is spliced from 7 exons. Gene Ontology annotation, cellular component: plasma membrane. The coding region runs from base 82 to 2220 and encodes 712 amino acids. Gene Ontology annotation, molecular function: protein binding.
GACGCCCGGUGCGGCGCCGCGUCCCCACUGGGUAGACGACAGAAGCUCCGGGACUCUUCCUGCCCCUCCGGACGGCUCAAGAUGCUGCCGGCCGUACUCCUCCUCCUCCUGGGAGGCGCUCUGGCCCAUCCAGACCGGAUCAUUUUCCCAAAUCCGGCCUGUGAGGACCCCCCGGCAGUGCUCUUGGAAGUGCAGGGCACCUUACAGAGGCCCGUGGGCCGGGACAGCCGCAGCUUCCCUGCCAACUGCACCUGGCUCAUCCUGGGCAGCAAGGAGCAGACUGUAACAGUCAGGUUCCAAAAACUGCACCUGGCCUGUGGCUCAGAGCGCUUAAUCCUGAGCUCACCUCUCCAGCCACAGAUCUCCCUGUGCGAGACACCUGCCAGCCCUCUGCAGCUACCUGGGGGCAACGUCACCAUCACCUACAGCUAUGCCGGGGCCAGAGCACCCAUGGGCCAGGGCUUCCUGCUCUCCUACAGUCAAGAUUGGCUGAUAUGCCUACAGGAAGAGUUCCAGUGCCUGAACCACCGCUGUGUGCCUGCGACCCAGCGCUGCGACGGGGUCAAUGCCUGUGGCGAUGGUUCUGAUGAGGCAGGUUGCAGCUCAGACCCCUUACCUGACCUGACCCCAGGCCUUGUCCCCACUGCCCCCUGCAAUCACACCUUGGAAGACUUCUAUGGGAUCUUCUCCUCCCCCGGAUACUCCCACCUGGCCUCAGUGUCCCACCCCCAGUCCUGCCACUGGCUGCUGGACCCCCACGAUGGCCGGCGCCUGGCAGUGCGCUUCACAGCCCUGGACCUGGGUUAUGGAGAUGCAGUGCAUGUGUAUGAUGGCGCUGGGCCCCCAGAGACCCCCCGGCUGCUGCGCAGCCUCACCCACUUCAGCAAUGGCAAGGCUGUCACCGUGGAGACGCUGUCUGGUCAGGCCAUCGUGGCCUACCACACAGUUGCAUGGAGCAAUGGUCGGGGCUUCAACGCCACCUACCAUGUGCGGGGCUACUGCUUGCCUUGGGACCGACCCUGCGGCUUAGGCUCUGGCCUGGGGGCUAGCGAGGGCCUAGGUGAGCGCUGCUACAGUGAGGCACAGCGCUGCGAUGGCUCGUGGGACUGUGCCGAUGGCACAGAUGAGAAGAACUGCCCCAGCUGCCCACCUGGGCACUACCCGUGUGGGGCUGCUGGCACCCCUGGUGCCACAGCCUGCUACCUGCCUGCUGACCGCUGCAAUUACCAGACGUUCUGUGCGGAUGGAGCAGACGAGAGACGCUGCCGGCACUGCCAGCCUGGCAACUUCCGAUGCCGGGACGAGAAGUGCGUGUAUGAGACGUGGGUAUGCGACGGGCAGCCAGACUGUGCCGACGGCAGCGAUGAGUGGGACUGCUCCUAUGCCCUGCCCCGCAAGGUCAUUACAGCCGCAGUCAUUGGCAGCCUAGUGUGUGGCUUGCUGCUGGUCAUUGCCCUGGGCUGCACCUGCAAGCUCUAUGCCAUUCGCACGCAGGAGUACAGCAUCUUUGCCCCCCUUUCCCGGAUGGAGGCUGAGAUUGUGCAACAGCAGGCGCCUCCCUCCUAUGGGCAGCUCAUCGCCCAGGGCGCCAUCCCACCUGUAGAGGACUUCCCUACAGAGAACCCUAAUGAUAACUCAGUGCUGGGCAACCUGCGUUCUCUGCUACAGAUCUUGCGCCAGGAUAUGACUCCAGGGGGUGCCUCAGGUGCCCGCCGCCGCCAGCGGGGCCGCUCUGUGCGGCGCCUAGUGCGCCGUCUCCGCCGCUGGGGCCUGCUUCCUCGAACCAACCCCCCAGCCCGGACCCCUGAGACCAGAUCCCAGGUUACCCCUUCUGCCGCUCCCCUUGAGGCCCUAGAUGGCAGCACAGGUCCAGCCCGUGAGGGCGGGGCAGUGGGUGGGCAGGAUGGGGAACAGGCACCCCCAUUGCCUGUCAAGGCUCUCCUCCCAUCUGCCAGCACCUCUCCAGCCCUCCCUACUGUCCCCGAGGCCCCGGGGCCACUGCCCUCAGCACCCGUGGAGCCAUCACUGCUGUCUGGAGUGGUGCAGGCCCUACGAGGCCGCCUCCUGCCCAGCCUGCAGCCCCCAGGACCAACCCGGACCCCACCUGAACCCCAUACAACAGUCCUGUCCCCAGAGGACGAGGACGAUGUGCUGCUGGUGCCACUGGCUGAGCCCGGGGUUUGGGUGGCUGAAGCGGAGGAUGAGCCACUGCUUGCCUGAGGUGACCUGGCUCCCCUGGGGGCUCUAGCCACAGUGACAACAACCCGUUAGGGGGCAGCUCAGCCUCCCUUCCACUGGUUCCCUCCCCACCCUCUGAAGGGACUUGGUGGGUAACUGCCUUAAGGUUAGGUGUCCCUCAGACAGGGAGAGGGCUCACACAGAGCUCCCUCUGCACAUGGCCAGAGACCACAGUCUCCACCCACCCUCUCCCCACUCCACCACCAUUCCACUGGCUGUUUUUAAAAAGUUAAGUUCUUAAAGGGUCUUAGGCCUGGACACUCCAUCGUUGCCAAACCCCCACCCAAAAGUAGCCUUAAGCACCAGAAUGCCAAUUGGUUAGAGACCUCUAGCCUCCAAGGGGAGGAUUUGGGCAGAGCCUGAACUCAUAAAAAGAGCACAACAAAUGCUUUUGUCCCAUAGCAAGGUCAUUGCCCAGGAAGUCAAGGUUGAAAAUAAAAGAAUCAGAAAUGUAAGAUUUUUGUAAAUGA